AUGGCCGGGGGAAGGAACCUGAUGAAGCAGCAGCAGGUUUUCACUCCUGUUUCGGUGGGGCUUCGCGAUUCGACGAGUCGACUCACCCUGAGUCAGCCGGGUUCGCCCACCGCCUUAGGGAUGGCGUGGGGUGCCGCGGUUUGA
Molecule: messenger RNA, 144 nt
Organism: Spirodela intermedia
Lineage: Eukaryota; Viridiplantae; Streptophyta; Magnoliopsida; Alismatales; Araceae
Source: the annotation of a GenBank genome assembly